UCCUCUAGUGCGUGGCCCAUGCGUUGCUUGGCGCUGUUUUAUUGGCUGCAUUGACUAGCGCGGCUGUACGCCCGAUUGAUUGGCUAUCGCCGUGCCGUGCCCACCCGUGGCUGUGGCUGUGGCCGUGCAUACCCUGUGGCGAUGCAACCCCUCCGAAUCGUCGCAUUCGAAAUCGUCGCAGUCGCCAGCCAAUACAACAGUCAAUUGACUCAAUCAAUCAAUCUAAUCCAAUCAAAUCAAUUACGUCAUUCGAAAUAACCCUACAAUUCAAUUAAAAUUCAAUUGAAUUGACCUUAGAAAUUUGAUGGGGUUACCCUAACCUAAAAAGGCUUAGCAUUCAGGUGAUCUUUCGGGUUGAUGUUAGGUUAUGUGUAGACUCGUCCAGUUCUACCUCUCUCUGCCUCUCGAAAAACGACAUCAUCCCACGCCAAGACAAUAGUUGCACUCUUAGGUCCAAACCCGAACCAAGAUUCUAACCCAGUAGCUCAUAACGCGAGUCGAUGAUAAAUUCCCCACCUCAUCAUCGCCUCAUCAGUAGCUCUCUAAUUCUCUUUCCUAUGUGCCAAAAUUCGUAAAUCGUAAGUUAACAUAAUGAGCACUUCAGAAUCAGCCAAUCCUCCCCCUCCGUCUUCGCCCCCGCCUGAAGACACAGCUAGGGAUACAGCUGGGGAUGAGAACCCCGCUGCCGACCCGCCAACCCAAUUGGAAGCCGACGUAGUCGAUGAUAAUGAUUCAGCCCUUGGUUUUAGCGAUGAGGAACUCUCAACUGCCUCCCUCCGUUCAAGCAUUCGGGAAUAUAACAUGCUUCAUGGCCGAGGAUAUCAUCGUGAUCAGACCUACUUCUUACCCAGUGACGAGGAUGAAUCCGACCGGCUAGACCUUCAAAACCACCAACUGCUCCUCACAUUUGGGGGUAAAAUUCAUUUCGCUCUUGGCGCUGACACAGCUAAGCGGGUGCUUGAUGUUGGUACUGGCACUGGAUUAUGGGCGCUGGAUUUCGCCGACGAACAUCCUGAAGCGGAGGUUCUCGGAGUUGAUAUCGCCGCCAUCCAACCUUCCUUCGUUCCUCCUAAUUGCAGCUUCGAAAUAGACGAUCUUGAAAAAGACUGGACGUUUAGUCGGAAGUUUGAUUAUAUUUUCACUCGUCUGAUGGCCGGAAGCUUUGCAGAUUGGGAUAGAUUCGUCGGACAAUGCUAUGAUUUCCUCGAACCUGGUGGCUGGCUGGAAGUGAUUGACCCCACCCUCCCAGCUUGUUGCGAUGAUGGUACAUUGAAACCCGAGGCCGCCAUCAACAGAUGGGAUGAAUAUCUCGUCAAAGCGUCUAAAAAGCUUGGACGCCCAUUUGAUGCUGGUUCCGGUCACUUUGACCGAGUCAAGGCCCAUGGUUUCGUUAAUGUUGAGCGGAAAAUCUACAAAUGGCCUAUCAACCCGUGGCCGAAGGAUCCUAAAUUCAAAGAGAUCGGGCUAUGGACACGCGCCAAUAUUGAAGGUAAUUUGGAAGGGAUCAGCACAGCAUUGCUGGCGCGUGGCUUAGAGCUCAGCAGAGAGGAGAUCCUAGCAUUCCUAGCUGAAGUGAGAGCUGAAUUGCGAAACCCAAGAAUUCACGCGUACUGGGAAGUGUAAGUUAUGAUCCUUCGUAACAAUAUUGGUUCUUGUUAAUGGGACUGACUCCCUCUAGGCAUGUCGUAUAUGGGCAGAAGCCCGAGGCUUCUGGGUCCUAGAGUCCUAGAAGAAGGUUUGGUGAUCGCUUGAUGCAACGAAGGUCCUAUUCCGCUAUACAAAAAAAAACAGCGCAACAUGAA
Hypoxylon trugodes is the source of this 1802-nucleotide messenger RNA. RefSeq names its product S-adenosyl-L-methionine-dependent methyltransferase. Gene Ontology annotation, molecular function: methyltransferase activity. The record is from RefSeq and is a predicted model, not a curated record. The transcript has 10 exons. Bases 592 to 1623 code for a protein of 343 amino acids. NCBI's taxonomy places the organism in Eukaryota, Fungi, Ascomycota, Sordariomycetes, Xylariales, Hypoxylaceae.